Pelobates cultripes (western spadefoot toad) is the source of this 573-nucleotide messenger RNA. The record is from the annotation of a GenBank genome assembly. NCBI's taxonomy places the organism in Eukaryota, Metazoa, Chordata, Amphibia, Anura, Pelobatidae.
AUGAAAAAUAGAUCCAAUUAUAGAAAAUUUGGGGAGAAUAGAGAUUAUGGACGAAAAAUUGGCCCAGAACAUAAUCGCCAUAAUAAUAAAUAUGGAAAUGAUUCUAGAGGAAGGAAAUAUUCCUACACUAAACCUCCUAACACUUGGGGUAAUAAUGAGAAUAAACCUUUAAACAGAAAGGAACGAUUUGUAUCACCUAAGCGUAAUAGCAAUAGAGGAGAAAGGGGACAGUCUCCACCCUUUUUUCACACUAAAGAUAGAAUGGGAAAAGCUUCAGGAAAUUCCCCUGUCCAGAAAUCUGGCAUCCCCACACAGAGACCUAGUACCUCUACUUACCAGAGAACAUAUGCAGAAAUAGCUGGUUCUGGUCGGGAGAAUUUUCAAGAGAGGGAAGAACGUUUUUUAGAGAGGGAGCUAGACCAAAAAGAAAGGCGAAUAACCCAGUUUUUCAAACCCCGCAACAACCAGUGGGAAAACAGAUUCUCCCCACUGGAAAGCCCCAUGGAAACUCCACCCAAAAGAAAGAGAGCAGAGGAAAACUUCCGGAGGGAGGAAAAUCCAAAAAGGAAUUAG